AUGCAGCAGUCCUCCCACUAUAUAGCCUCGCGCACCGCCCGCCCCUCCACAACUCCAGCCACCAGCCAUGGGGAAGCCCUUUCCUUGCCUGCCUUGCAGAUCACCUUCUAUGAGGAGCGCGGCUUCCAGGGCCGCCACUAUGAGUGCAGCAGUGACCACUCCAACCUGCAGCCCUACUUCAGCCGCUGCAACUCUGUGCGUGUGGACAGCGGCUGCUGGAUGCUGUAUGAGCAGCCCAACUACUCGGGCUGCCAGUACUUCCUGAGGCGCGGGGACUACCCUGACUACCAGCAGUGGAUGGGGCUCAGUGACUCCAUUCGUUCCUGCCGCCUCAUCCCCCACACCGGCUCCCACAGGAUCAGGAUCUACGAACGAGAGGACUUCCGAGGCCAGAUGGUGGAGAUCACUGAGGACUGCUCCUCGCUCCAGGACCGCUUCCACUUCAGCGACAUCCACUCCUUCAACGUGCUCGAGGGCUCCUGGAUCCUCUAUGAGAUGCCCAACUACCGGGGACGCCAGUACCUGUUGAGGCCAGGGGACUACAGGCGCUACCACGACUGGGGGGCCGUGAGUGCCCGGGUGGGCUCUUUGAGGAGAGCUGUGGAUUUCUAUUGAAAUAUUUUCACUCAGCCCUUUUCUCCAUCUGGGUACUAAUAAAAUAUUUCCUG
Messenger RNA from Erinaceus europaeus (western European hedgehog), 668 nucleotides. RefSeq names its product gamma-crystallin F. The coding region runs from base 1 to 615 and encodes 204 amino acids. Gene Ontology annotation, molecular function: structural constituent of eye lens. The transcript is spliced from 3 exons. The record is from RefSeq and is a predicted model, not a curated record. Lineage: Eukaryota; Metazoa; Chordata; Mammalia; Eulipotyphla; Erinaceidae. Gene Ontology annotation, biological process: lens development in camera-type eye; visual perception.